Molecule: messenger RNA, 2339 nt
Organism: Thunnus maccoyii (southern bluefin tuna)
Lineage: Eukaryota; Metazoa; Chordata; Actinopteri; Scombriformes; Scombridae
Product: E3 ubiquitin-protein ligase TRIM21-like
Exons: 2
Coding region: 87-1730 (547 amino acids)
Molecular function (GO): zinc ion binding; protein binding
Source: RefSeq, a predicted model, not a curated record
CAGAGCUGCAGUCGAGUCUCUCCACUUCUGUCCAAAUAAAAAUUAAACUGAGUUCAUCAAGUCAUCACCAAACACUGUGUGUAGAUAUGUCUGCUGCCAGCUGUCUGCGAUCUGAAGAUCAGUUUCUGUGCUGCAUCUGUCUGGAUGUGUUCACUGAUCCAGUCACCACAUCAUGUGGACACAACUUCUGCAAAAACUGCAUCAAUGAACACUGGAACAGUAAUGACCAGUACCUGUGUCCCAUGUGUAACAAGGUUUUCAACAAAAGACCUGAGCUUCAUGUCAACACUUUCAUCUCUGAGAUGGUUUCUCAGUUCAGACAGGAAGCUCAACAGAAAGCCAGCAGCAGCAGCUCAGAGCAACAAGUUGCCAAACCAGGAGAAAUUCUCUGUGACGUCUGUACUGGAACCAAACUGAAAGCCCUGAAGUCCUGUCUGGUGUGUCUGACCUCCUACUGUGAGACUCACCUGGAGCCUCAUCUGACAAUAUCACGCCUGAAAAGACAUCAGCUGAUGGACCCUGUGGAGAACCUGGAGGGCAGGAUGUGUAUGAAGCACGAUAAACCUCUGGAGCUGUUCUGUAAGACCGACCAGACAUAUGUCUGCACGCUCUGCUCUGUUUUAGACCACAAGACACAUGAGUUUGUUCCUCUGAAAGAAGAAUAUGAAGGAAAGAAGGCAGAGCUGGGGAAGACAGAGGCUGAAAUUCAGCAGAUGAUCCAGAAGAGACGACUGAAGAUUCAAGAGAUCAAACAGUCAGUUAACCUCAGUAAGGAAGAUGCAGACAGAGAGAAAGCAGAAGGUGUUCAGGUCUUCACAACUCUGAAGGAGUCUGUUGAGAGAAGCCUGAAUGAGCUCAUUGAGACGAUUGAAGAGAAGCAAAGAACGACAGAGAAACAGGCUGAAGACUUCAUCAAAGAGCUGGAACAGGAAAUCUCUGAGCUGAUGAAGAGAAGCUCUGAGGUGAAGCAGUUCUCACGCUCUGAAGACCACCUCCACCUCCUCCAAAACUUCCCGUCCCUGAAAGCUGCUCCACCCACCAAAGACUGGACAGAGGUCCGCGUCCGUCCACCAUCAUAUGAGGGGACUGUGGUGAGAGCUGUGACUCAGCUGGAGGAGACGCUCAGUAAAGAGAUGAAGAAGCUGUUUGAGGCUUUGCUGAAGAGGGUCCAGCAGUAUGCAGUGAAUGUGACUCUUGAUCCUGAUACAGCACAUCGUAAACUCAUCCUGUCUGAUGAUGGGAAACAUGUAAACUAUGGUAAAGUGAAGAAGAAUCUCCCAAACAACCCAGAGAGAUUUUCUAACUGCUGUUGUGUUUUAGGAAAGCAGAGUUUCUCUUCAGGUAGAUUUUACUUUGAGGUUCAGGUUAAAGGGAAGACUAAAUGGGAUUUAGGAGUGGCCAGAGAGUCGAUCGACAGGAAAGAAAACAUCCCACUGCAGCCUCAGAAUGGUUACUGGGCUAUAUGGUUGAGAAAUGGAAAUGAGUACAGUGCUCGUAAUAACCUUCCAGUCCGUCUCUCUCUGAAGUCUCAGCUUCAGAAGGUGGGGGUGUUUGUGGAUUAUGAGCAGGGUCUGGUCUCCUUUUAUGACGUAGAUGCUGCAGCUCUUAUCUGCUCCUUUACUGGCUGCUCCUUCACUGAGAAACUCUACCCAUACUUCAGUCCCUGUAAUAAUAAUGAUGGUAAAAACUCUGCCCCUCUGAUCAUCUGUCCUGUCAAUCAAACUGAGUAGAAUAAUCACCUAUUUCAUUCUUUCUUGUUUAUUAAGAAUUAACAAGAAAUUUGUUUCAACUGCAUUUUAUUAUAUGUUUUCCAUUAAAGUUCGGGUCUGUAUAUAAAAUGAACCUAUUUAAACUUCUGAACAAAUACAACUUUGUUUUCAAUUCUAGCAGAAAUCACAACAUUUAAUUUUCUGGAGCCACGUCUCAUUUUCUUCAUUUCAGUGCAAUGAUCUGUCAUACUCUGUCUUUUUUUCCCUGAAAAGAAUAACCUUCAUGGACAAAAAGUAGAAUUAACUCACAUUUUGUGAUCCACAUUUGAGAAAUAUUAGUCUUGAAAGAAAAAUAUUAGACCAGGUCGUCUGCUAAAAUGGAGGUAUAUAGAGUGUGUACUGUUUCUGGAUUUGGCAACAGCUGUCAUACGUCACCAAAACAAACAAACUCUCAUGUCAAUUGAGCUUGAAAAGAUUCUUCAAUCAGCCUAAUUGUAGUGGUUUCUUAUUCUCAUUGAUUUGGUUCAAGGUUUUUCUUAUUAUGUCAUAUUAGUCUUUGGUUUAUUCCCCUUUUUAAUCACUGUUUUUCUAUAUUAUCCUCUCCAACCCUGAAGGACACAUGUGUCCAGA